AAAUGGAAACUGCGCAGAGCUGAGGAAAUAUUUCAAUCAGCACCCUGGGGUUCACAGAGUCUGAAGGAACGAAGAUGUCAAUAACUUCUGUGCUUUUUCGUUCAAGCCGAGGGACUGCUGCAGAUCAAAAUGAGAAAAAGCAAGACCCAGUCCACCAGGAGAGGAGAGAUCCAGAACCUCUUCAACAAUUACGCGUCAGGCCAGACCACGCUACCUGCUUGCUCCCUGCUCAGCUUCCUCCACAAGGAGCAGCUGGAGCUCGCUGCCGACGAGGGCACGGCCGAGAGUUUGAUCGAGAGAUAUGAAAUUGAGGAGGCAGCCAUAGAAAGUCAGUGUAUGACAUUUGAAGGCUUCCUGCGCUACAUGGAGUCCAAAGACUGUUGCAUCUUCGAUCAGACCCACAAGUCCGUGUACCAAGACAUGGACCAGCCGCUCAGCAGCUACUUCAUUUCUUCCUCACACAACACCUACUUGACAGGAGACCAACUAAUAGGCGAAAGCCACCUGGACGCCUAUGUUUGUGCUCUGAGGAAAGGUUGCCGCUGUCUGGAGAUUGACUGUUGGGAUGGGCCAGGGAUGGAGCCUAUCGUCUACCACGGUUAUACCCUGACCACAAAAAUUCUCUUUAAGGACGUCAUCUCAACUGUGUCACAGUAUGCCUUUGAGGUUUCUGUAUACCCGGUAAUCUUGUCGCUGGAGAACCAUUGUUCCAAGGAGCAGCAGGAAGUCAUGGCCCUCUACCUUACCUCCAUACUCGGGGACAAGCUGCUUGACCUGCGCUUGGAUCACCCAACCACGGGUGACCUCCCCAGCCCAAAUGACCUCAAAUAUAAGAUCCUGAUCAAGAAUAAAAAGCUAAAGCCUCGCGCUAGGAUAGAUGGAGCAUCGGGGACAGAGGACAGUGCAGAUGAGGGCUGGGAGGAGGAGGAAGAGGAGGAGGAGGAGGAAGAGGAGGAUCAACCGAGGAGAUCAAGGUUCUGGUCUCCUAGAAAGGCAGGCUCAAAGAAGAAAAAGAAGAGGGUGGUGGUGGCGGACGCUCUGUCCGACCUCGUCAUAUACACCGUGUCUGUCAAGUUCAUCAGCUUUGGUCACUCCCAAGACAGUCAGAACUCGUGUGAGAACACAUCCAUGGCGGAGAAAAAAGCCCGCAAGCUGGCCAAAGUUUCAGGUAAAGACUUUGUUCUGCACAACCAGAGAUUCCUCAGCAGGAUUUAUCCAGCAGGCUCCAGGACGUCCUCGUCCAACUACAACCCUCAAGAGUUCUGGAAUGUCGGCUCACAGCUCGUGGCACUCAAUUUCCAGUCGCCGGGAUUGGCCAUGGACCUUAAUGAUGGCCGUUUCCAAGACAACGGCGGCUGCGGCUACGUCUUGAAGCCUGCCGUGCUCAUGUCUCGUGAAAGGAGCUUUGAUCCGAGCUGCAGUCAACGCGGCGUUCCACCAACACACUUGCUGCUCAAGGUGAUCUGUGGGUCCAACCUACCAAUUCCUAGAAGUGGCAAGGCUCUCGAUCCUUUCGUCAGAGUUGAUAUUCAUGGGAUUGGAUCAGACUGCAACAAAAAAAACACAAACACAGUCAAAAACAACUCUUUGAAUCCUUUCUGGGAUACCGACAUGAACUUCCGCAUCAGCAUUCCCGACCUGUGUCUCAUCCGCUUUUGUGUCCGAGACCAGACCGGCUUUCUGUCGAGUGACUUCGUGGGUCAGUACACGCUGCCCUUCAGCAGCCUGAAGAAAGGCUAUCGCUGGGUACCUCUUCGGUCCCGAGACGGGUGCAACUUGGAUCCAGCCUCUCUUUUCGUUUUUGUCUGGUAUUCCUAAACCGUACUCACACGCACCUAUAGCAAAACACACACACGCCGCCAACAGAGACGAGUGUGGCGGAGCAGCAACAAAAGGAUGCAAAUAAAUCAAAGCAAUUGCA
Molecule: messenger RNA, 1921 nt
Organism: Hippocampus zosterae (dwarf seahorse)
Lineage: Eukaryota; Metazoa; Chordata; Actinopteri; Syngnathiformes; Syngnathidae
Product: 1-phosphatidylinositol 4,5-bisphosphate phosphodiesterase zeta-1-like
Exons: 13
Coding region: 130-1818 (562 amino acids)
Biological process (GO): positive regulation of cytosolic calcium ion concentration involved in egg activation; lipid metabolic process; intracellular signal transduction
Cellular component (GO): nucleus
Molecular function (GO): phosphatidylinositol-4,5-bisphosphate phospholipase C activity
Source: RefSeq, a predicted model, not a curated record